Molecule: messenger RNA, 1503 nt
Organism: Drosophila mojavensis
Lineage: Eukaryota; Metazoa; Arthropoda; Insecta; Diptera; Drosophilidae
Product: general transcriptional corepressor trfA-like
Exons: 2
Coding region: 1-450 (149 amino acids)
Source: RefSeq, a predicted model, not a curated record
AUGCGCAGUCUGACGGCAGCAGCGACGACGCCUCCAGCAGCCAAUCAACACAGCGCAGCCAAUGUCUACCAGCACCAGCAGCACCAGCAGCACCAACAGCACCAACAGCAGCAGCAGCAGCCGCAGCCGCAUAUAUGGAGCACCAGUGCUGCCUAUCGACGUCAUCAGCAGCCUCUGUCUCAGCCGCAGCCACAGCAGCAACAACAGCAGCAGCAGCCGCUGCAUUCGCCGCGCAGUCACCAUCAGGCGCAUUAUCAGCCGACAGCGCUGCUGCCACCACCACCGCUGCAGUCGACGUCGUCAGCGGCAGCAUUGGCACAGCAGCAACAGCAACAGCGCGCGCAUUACUACGCUGAUCCGGCGGCAGCAGCAGCCGCGGCCGCUGCAGCUGCACAUCACUAUGCUAGCAGUGCGGGCAGCGGCGCUAGCGCUGGUCACGGCUAUUAUUGAAAACCAUGCAAGGAGAUCGGCAACAGAAAAAACACAACAAUAACAACCUAUAGAAAGCAAAAAUGCAGCAUAAGAAGGCAAGAAAAAAAGAAGAAAUGUAACUAGCUGACACAGUUAAGCAUCGCCUGUUUUGAAGAGAGCAUCGCUAAUUAAGAGAGAGCCUGCCGAUCCGAACAGUUCGUCCAGUUAUCCCUGUCUCUCUCUCUCUCCCUUCUAAGCAUACGGUGCGAGCGCACAAAUCGUAAAAGAGCUUUGAGUGAAAACUGCAAAGAGAGUUCGAGAAGCAACGCAACAGCAUGCACACACACACACACACACGCCAUAUAUAUGUAUGGAGUCGGUGCAUUUGGAGCAUAGAGCUGCCAUGCAAUUUCUCUUACUAAACCGAUCGAGCGACAGACCGCCCACCCGCUUUUCUAUUGCUCCCACUCAUUGAUUGAUUCGAAACACACACACAAACACACGCACACACACUUAAUGGACACACGCACGCACGCACGCACCAAAAAUAAAAUAAUUAUUUAAAUAUUGCAAACUGUAGUUAGGCAUGCAAAAUCUUCAAAUUAUCGUAGAGCACAUGCUUGUAUACGCAAUGUGUAUGUGUUAAGUAUGUGUAUGUAUAUAUAUAUAUAUAUAUCUAUAUCUACAUUUACAUAUAUGUGUAUAUAAAGAGAAUCAGCAACUGCUGCUGCACUUCCACUCUCACUUUCCAUCUUUCUCUUGAAACGAUGCGACGCUUCCUUGGGAUCGAUGUCAACUCGCGCUUUCGCUCUCACUCUCACUCACAUCCUUGCACAGACUCGUCUCUGUCUCACACUGUUCUCGUGUUUUGUUGUGUGCCACGCUCUAUCUCACUCUCUCUCCCUCUCUCUUACUCUUUGUUAUCGUAAUUCGAUUUGACCUUUCAGUUAUGUGCAUUCGUUGUAAUUUGUAGCCCAAACGUAAAUAAACCUCAGAACUUGAGUCGAAACCAUAAGGAAAUAAAAUGUAGUGACAUUUAUAUGAAAAUAUAAAUAAAAAUAUGUAUAUGUACAUUUAAAGAUGAAAAUUAUA